Messenger RNA from Ziziphus jujuba (common jujube), 3977 nucleotides. Its product is annotated as protein CROWDED NUCLEI 4. The transcript is spliced from 8 exons. The coding region runs from base 224 to 3457 and encodes 1077 amino acids. NCBI's taxonomy places the organism in Eukaryota, Viridiplantae, Streptophyta, Magnoliopsida, Rosales, Rhamnaceae. Gene Ontology annotation, biological process: nucleus organization. The record is from RefSeq and is a predicted model, not a curated record. Gene Ontology annotation, cellular component: nucleus.
CACAGUCCACAUAGUAAAGCAAGCUCCGAGAAAGCACACUCGUUGUAGAGAGAGAGAAAAGAAAAAGCGAAAGAAAGCCAGAAAAAAAGCAAAAGAAAAAAAAAAAGAAAAAGAUUUACGAUGGGAAAAUUUCGAAUCAAAGAAUCGAAAAGAUAAAGGCAGAGCAGCGAGAGAGAAUCUAGGGUUUUUCGGCGGGGGUGGGUGGUUGAUCGAACGCCGAUACAUGGCGAGUCCGCAGACUGGAGGACCGGUCAUGACUCCGAGAUCGGGCAGAGCACUGUCUCUAACACCUGGUGCUAGGAUUUUGCAAAGCCCUCUCACUGACGAAACCAUCUGGAAGCGUCUUAAAGAAGCAGGCUUCGAUGAGGAAUCGAUUAAACGGAGGGACAAGGCUGCGCUCAUUGGCUAUAUUGCUAAGCUUGAAGCUGAGAUUUUUGAGCACCAACACCAAAUGGGGCUUCUGUUAAUGGAAAGGAAGGAGUUGACUUCCAAGUAUGAGCAAAUCAAAGCCUCUUCUGAAACGGUUGAAAUUCUGAGCAAGCGUGAUCAAGCUGCACACUUAACUUCUUUAGCUGAAGCAAGGAAAAAAGAAGAGGGUCUGAAGAAGGUGAUAGGAGUGAAAGAAGAAUGUAUAGCAAGCCUUGAGAAGGCAUUGCAUGAAAUGCGUGCUGAAUGUGCUGAAACGAAGGUUGCAGCUGAGUGCAAGUUGGCUGAAGCAUGCAGUAUGAUGGAGGGGGCUCAAAAAAAAUUUACUGACGCUGAGGUAAAGCUGCAUGCUGCAGAAUCUAUGCAAAUUGAAGCGAACCGAUUUCGCCAUGUUGCAGAAAGAAAGUUGCACGAAGUUGAAGCCCGUGAAGAUGAUCUUAGGAGGCGUAUUGAAACUUCCAAGUCUGAUUGUGAUGAAAAAGAGAAGGAGAUCAUUUUUGAGAGACAGUCUUUAUCUGAAAGGCAGAAAGCUUUGCAGCAAGAACAGGAUCGAUUACUUGAUGCAAAAGCUUUAUUAAAUCAGAGGGAGGAUUACAUUUUCAGUCGAUCGCAGGAGCUGAAUCAACUUCAAAAAGAGUUGGAGAACACUAGAAGAGACAUUGAGAUGGAGCGGAGAGCCAUCAAUGCUGAGAAAUCCAACCUAGAGUUGACAGAGGCUUCGUUGCGGACAAGAGAGGAGGCUUUAAGUAAAAGAGAAGCUGUAUUAAACGAGAAAGAGCAACAGCUAGUUGUUUUACGGGAGAACCUUGAAAGCAAAGAGUCUAAUGAGAUUCAAAAAGCGGUUUCAAAUCAUGAAAUUGAAGUCAGAACAAGGAAGUAUGCAUUUGAUGCUGAGUUGGAAAUGAUGCGCAAGUCAGUUGAGGAUGAACUUGAGGCUAAGAGACGGGCUUGGGAGUUAAGGGAGGUGGAUCUUAGACAAAAGGAGGAUCUACUGCAGGAAAGGGAACAUGAUUUGGAAGUUCAGUCAAGGGCACUGAUGGCUAAGGAGAAAGAUGUGGCUGAGAUGUCAAAUCUUAUUGAUGAGAAAGAAAAAAGUCUGAGAACUGCUGAAAAGGAGUUUGAGUUGAAUAAAAUUCUUUUGCAAAGAGAAAAAGAAGAGAUAAUCAAAAUGAAGUUGGAACUUGACAGUUCAUUAAAUUCACUUGAAGACAAAAGACAACAACUCGAUUGUGCCAAGGAGAAGUUUGAGGUUUUGAAAACAGAAAAAAGUGAGCUUUCAAUUCUGGAGACAAAACUAAAGGAAGAGAUAGAUUCUGUCAGGGCUCAGAAGCUACAGCUAAUGGAUGAGGCAGCUAUACUUGCUGCAGAGAAGGCAAAGUUUGAAUUGGAAUGGGAAGGGAUUGAUGAAAAGAGAGAGGAGCUACGGAAGGAAGCUGAGCGAGUAGCAGAUGAGAGAUUGGCCUUCACCAAAUUCAUCAAGGAUGAGCAUGAUAGUUUAAGGCAAGAGAAGGAUGAUAUGCGAGACCAGUAUAAACGUGAUGUUGAGUCACUUUGUCGUGAGCGGGAGGAUUUCAUGAAUAAGAUGGCGCAUGAGCGUUCUGAAUGGUUCAACAAGAUGCAGCAAGAACGUGCAGAUUUCUUACUAGACAUUGAGAUGCGGAGGAGGGAGUUGGAGAGCUGUAUUGAUAAAAAACAUGAAGAAUUAGAAAGUUCAUGGAGGGAAAAAGAGAUGGCUUUUGAGCAGGAAAAGAAAAAUGAACUUCAAAAUAUUAGCUCUCUCAAGGAAAAAGUGGCAAAGGAGUCGGAGCAGGUUGCUUCAGAAAUGAAAAGGCUUGAAACUGAGAGAAUAGAGAUAAAUUUGGACCGUGAGCAAAGGAAUCAGGAAUGGGCUGAGCUGAAUAAUGCUAUUGAGGAACUUAAGGUUCAAAGAGAGAAGUUGAAAAAACAAAGGGAGUUAUUGCAUGGGGACAGAGAAGAGAUUCUUGCACAAAUAGAGUACCUAAAUAAAUUGGAGAAUGUGAAAUUGGCUUUAGAUAGUAAGGCUGUUGCUGAGAUACAUCAAUCUAAUUCAACGCCUAGUCAUCACGAAGUUACCAGAAAAAAAAGAUUGAAGCAGCCAACACGUAUACAAGAUGCUGAUUUCAAAUUACAUAAUGAAAAUAAUGGUAUCAACAACAUGAAUAAGUCUGAUUCUGCAUCUAUGCUAGAAGUAAAUGGGGGUUCCUCUCCUAGCUCUGCACGUUUCUCAUGGAUCAAACGUUGUUCUGAUUUGAUUUUUGGACAGUCUUCUGAGAAGCUUCCGUUGAAGUAUGAAGAUUGUUCUCAGAUAUCUCACCAUGAAGAUGCAAGCUUGAGGGUAGCCAGGCAAUUAGAUCAGUCAGGAAAACAUGACAGGCAGAAGUACAUGGGUAACAAGUCACCCAGAAUGGUUAGCAGGAGAAGACCACCAGGAUCUGCUUUUGAAGAACCAAAAGUAAUAGUCGAAGUCCCCACUUCAGGUAAGGUUGCCAAAGGAGUUGGUGAUGAAAUUAAUGAAGCUGCAAAUGAAAAGGAUGCUCCUGAGCAAGGAUUUCAGGCUGGAAGGAAAAGAAGAGCAGACAAACCUUCCAACAGAUAUUCUGAUCCACCACAAGGUCAAAGGCAAAACAUCAAGAAAAGAAAGCAACAACAUGAUGAUGAUGUUAAUGCAUCAGAACAAGCCGUUAGUCACCGUGCUGUCCUGCAGCAGGCAUCAAAAUCAUCUGAUCAAACUCAUUUAGGUGCUGAAGAGACUACUGUGUUAGUAGUAGAUAAAAUCAUUAAGGUUUCGGAAGUGACAUGUGAAAAAGUUGAAACUUACCAUGGCACCGAUCAAGACGAAUUAGCAGUGAAGAAUUUUGUUAUGGAAUUAGACCAGGGUAUCCAUCCUGAUGGAGAAAGUGGUCAUUUAAAUUGUGCAAAUGUACAAAAAAGUGCUGCACCCUUGGGCCCUGAGGCACAGGAAAAGAUACAAGAAGUGCACCUGGGAAAUGUUGGAGAAGUUACUGAGUAAAGUAAGUCAAAAGAAAAAGAUAUUCAAGAACACCAUUCAGGGGUAGUGAUCAUUAUGGUGUGUGCCAAACUAGGUUUUGAAGUUCCAUGAAAAUAGACAAUGUCAAAGCAGAAGUUGAAGAAUUCUGGCUGUUCGUCCAGUGUACCUAUAGUCCCUUGCCUGGAUUUGAAAUAGACAAGGAGUAGUUUUGUUCGUUCUCUUUCGAGUUUCUUUUGGUUUUGCUAGCAUAUAGUAAGUUGUGAAAAUCACCAUAUUAAUUAGAUCUGUUUCCUUCCGCUGCAACACAGCACACCGGAAGUCAAAAAGAAAAAGAUAAUUGGUUGUUAUAGGUUCUGAUUUGUAGUAAUAUGUAAAUGUUGUGUGAUUUUUGAGAUGUAAAUUCUUGUUUCAUCUUGUGCUGGUUAUUUUUAUUCCGUGAAGAUUUUCUCUAUAGGGAAUUUGUGUUUGCAUUUGUAUAAUGGAUUUUGUGUUGUGGUGCAUUUGAGUAAUGAUUUAUUGUGUUGUGGUGCAUAUACAACAA